Ipomoea nil (Japanese morning glory) is the source of this 2769-nucleotide messenger RNA. RefSeq lists its product as uncharacterized. The record is from RefSeq and is a predicted model, not a curated record. NCBI's taxonomy places the organism in Eukaryota, Viridiplantae, Streptophyta, Magnoliopsida, Solanales, Convolvulaceae. The transcript is spliced from 4 exons. Bases 1 to 2769 code for a protein of 922 amino acids.
AUGGUUUUUGAUGUAUCUGGUCCAUCAUUUUUUCCACUAAAUGCCGAGAAUGACCAAGAUAAAGAGCCACAUAGUAGUGCAAAAAACUUCUAUGAUUUGUUAAAUGCUGCGAGGCAACCUUUAUCAAUGAAUGUUAAUGAAGAAACAGAGCUGGCAUAUACAUUGAGGAUGAUGAAUAUCAAGACAACUUUUAAUAUACCGCAGCUAGCAAUGGAUCAGAUAUUUGAGUAUAUUAACCAUUUGAUGGGUCCCGAUAAUCGAGUACCUACCAGGUAUUAUGAUGCAAAAAAUUUACUUACAAAGCUUGGUCUUGGACAUGAGAAGAUUGAUUGUUGUGUAAACAAUUGUAUGUUGUACUAUAAGUCUGAAAUAAAUGACAAGCAUUGUAAGUUUUGUGGUGAGGCAAGAUUUAAACCUUGCCCAUCUGGAUCUACUCGUGCAAAAGAGGUACCUCGCAAAAGAAUGCAUUACCUUCCUCUCAUUCCUCGAUUGCAACGUUUGUAUGCAUCACAUAGCUCUGCUUCACACAUGCGAUGGCAUUAUGAAAAUCGCCACGAACCUGGUAUUAUGUGUCAUCCCUCUGAUGGUGAAGCAUGGAAGCACUUUGAUAGAAGGUUCCCUGAUUUCUCAGCAGAUCCUCGAAAUGUAAGAUUAGGUUUAUGUUCUGAUGGAUUUUCUCCUUUUGGUUUCAAUGCAAAGCCGUACUCUUGUUGGCCUGUUAUGGUUGUUCCGUAUAAUCUCCCACCUUCAAUGUGUAUGACUACACCAUACACAUUCUUAACCUGUAUUAUUCCUGGACCGAAGAACCCAAAGGCCAAUAUUGAUGUCUAUCUACAGCCUUUAAUUGAUGAACUUCAAUUGUUAUGGGAAACAGGUGUCUUAACUUAUGAUGCAUCACUUAAACAAAAUUUUAUGAUGCGCGCUGCGUUAAUGUGGACCAUCAAUGACUUUCCUGCAUACGAGAAAAAUGUGUUUGAUAACGUCUUCCACACAGUUAUGGAUGUCAAAGGCACAGCUAAAAAUAAAGACACGCCUAGUGCACGUCUCGAUAUGAAGGACAUAUGUAAUAGGCCCGAACUUGAGCUGGUGGAAAAGAAUGGAUGUUACCUUAUGCCCAAGGCAAGCUACAGUUUGAAUCGUACUAAUCAAUUAGCUGUCUAUGAGUGGUUACGAACUUUGAAGUUACCUGAUGGGUUUUCUUCUAAUUUGGCUACAUGUGUUGAUUCCACAUCUUCUAAAUUAAUAGGGAUGAAAAGUCAUGAUUGUCAUAUUUUUAUGCAGUUUCUUUUGCCUAUAGCCUUCAUGUUUUUACCAAGCUGUCACUGGAAGCCUUUGACUGAGUUAAGUGCGUUUUUCAGAAAUCUUUGCUCUACAUCCCUACGUGUAGACAAAAUACAUGAAAUGGAAAACUCGAUUGUUUUAACAUUGUGUAAGUUAGAACGGUUUUUCCCUCCAGCACUGUUUGACUGUAUGGAACACUUGCCUGUCCAUAUUCCCUAUGAAGCACGUUUAGGUGACCCAGUACAAUAUCGUUGGAUGUAUCCAUUUGAACGCUUCCUCAAUCACUUGAAGUCCAAAAUGAAAAACAACAGAUAUGUUGAAGGUUCAAUUGCUGAUGCAUAUAUGCUUGAAGAGUCAACACACUUUGCAUCAUUUUAUUUUGACGAUGAUGUGCAAAGUAGAAGAACAAUGAUAGGUCGGAACCUAAAUGAUGGCGGCAUUGAUCAUAACUUGCCAAUUACUUUAUCAAUAUUUAAUCGACCAGGUCGGUCGAUGGGCAAGAGAAGGACAAGAUAUUUGAGUGCAGAAGAACAUUUCGCCGCUCAUCAAUAUGUGUUACUAAAUUGUGAGGAGGUUCAACCGAUUUUAAGGAUGUAUGAAAAUGGUUUACGAUGUUACAAUCCUGGUUGUACUGAUGAAGAUGUAGACGAUGAAAUUGAAAGCAAUUUUGCACAAUGGUUUAAAGAAUAUGUAUAUUGUCCAACGAACAAUGUGUGUAACCAAUCACUCAUUGAUUUGGCAUCUGGACCGAUAAUGGAGGUUAGCACAUACACUGGGUAUGUCGUUAAUGGUUUCAAGUUCCAAACUGAAGAACAUUGUCGUAGAAAGUCGACUUCUAACUACGGAGUGUCAAUCAAGGGAGCAGGGUUAGCACAAUCUGAAUCAAAUUUUUUUGGCACAUUGCAAGAAGUUGUUGAGGUUGAGUACCCCCAAUGUUCCAUUAAAAAGGUUGUUCUCUUCAAGUGUGAGUGGUUUGACCCAACACCCAAUAUUGGGUCAAUAUUCAAUUCUGAAUAUGGCAUCGCUGAGGUGCACUGCAAUAAACGAUAUAGGAAGUAUGAUCCUUUUAUCAUUGCACAAAGUGCAUGUCAGGUGUGUUAUAUCCCAUACCCACGAGGUAUACGGGAGAAAAUGAAUUGGUGGGUAGUUUUGAAUGUACGACCUAGAGGAGCUAUUGACAGUGCCUAUAGCUCUAGUUACACAUAUCAACAAGAUAACAUACCAUUGCAUACAUAUGGAGUUGAUCAAAGUAUUCAAGAUGACGUUCAAGAGUUAGUGCAUGAACCAUUACAAAUGAAUGAAGUGGAAUUACCUCAAAGUGAAAAUCAAUGGGCUGACCAAGGUGUCGUCCAAACUGAAGAUUCAGAAGAAGAGGAUAGUGAAGAAAUUGAAGAAGAGGACAAUGAUGAUUCUGAACAAGAUAAUAGUGGAGAUGUUGAUGAUGAAGAUGAUAAUGACAAAUCUGACAAUGAUGUGGGUGAUUUUUAA